Diprion similis is the source of this 2277-nucleotide messenger RNA. It is a transcript of the gene mIF2, whose product is annotated as translation initiation factor IF-2, mitochondrial. The coding region runs from base 1 to 2211 and encodes 736 amino acids. Gene Ontology annotation, biological process: translational initiation. Gene Ontology annotation, molecular function: GTP binding; translation initiation factor activity; GTPase activity. The transcript has 12 exons. The record is from RefSeq and is a predicted model, not a curated record. NCBI's taxonomy places the organism in Eukaryota, Metazoa, Arthropoda, Insecta, Hymenoptera, Diprionidae.
AUGAAACUGCGAUCGCUGCGAUGUUAUUGGCUGCUGGUUGCAAUUCGAAAGACUGUUCUGUCAACUAUGGCGGCCCUUGUAAUUCGAGGGCAAAUGAAACUAAUUUUUUACCAGAGAUUAUACAACAUAACUAAAAAUAAUGUCAAUGGAAUUAACGUUAACGAAGGAUUGAAAAUAUCUUGGUAUCAACGCCAGUUAUUUCAUGCAACUAAAUGGUGUAGUAGGAGUAAACUAUCUAAGGAAGUGAAAACAUUACGUCCUUUGAAAUAUCCUGUAAAAACGAAAAUGCAACAGCUAGAGCCGGUAAAAGUAUGGAAGAAUAUGACUGUCGCGGAACUAGCACAAGCUGCAGAAAAGGAUAUAAGUCAAGUAUUUGAGGCGAUGGAAUUUACGAGUGGUUAUAAAUUCUAUAAGAAGAGUGACUCUGUUAUAAAUGAUCUAACAGAAAUCAUACAAAUCGUUAAAAUAUUUGACAGGAGAGUUGUAUGCGUAUCGCCAUCCAGUGAUACAGAGUUUGACGAGAACCCAGAUCUAGAUGCAGUAAGGCGGCCUCCACCAAAUCCAGAUGUUCUGGUAAAACGACAUCCAGUAGUUACAGUCAUGGGCCACGUUGACCAUGGAAAAACAACAUUGUUAGACUCGCUACGUAGCACAGCAGUUGUGGACUCUGAGUUUGGUGGGAUAACUCAACACAUUGGAGCGUUUAAUGUUACCUUUGACACCAACGGAAGGAUAACUUUUUUGGACACCCCUGGACAUGCAGCAUUCAGUGCAAUGAGAGCUCGAGGUGCACAUGUUACAGAUAUUGUUAUUCUAGUCGUAGCCGCGGAUGAUGGAGUUAUGGAACAAACAAUUCAGAGUAUUCAAAUGGCAAAGGACGCUAAAGUGCCGAUAAUCGUAGCAAUAAACAAGAUCGAUAAGCCAGAAGCUGAUAUUGAACGAACAAAGACAAUGCUCGCACAAAAUGGCAUACAAGUAGAAGAUCUAGGUGGAGAAGUACAGAGCAUAAAUAUUUCAGCGUUGAAAAAAAUUAAUUUGACUGAUCUCAUUGAAGCAAUCGUAGCACAAGCAGAAAUAAUGAGUCUCCAGGGAGAUCCUACAGGUUUUGUGGAAGCAGUUGUAAUUGAGGCAUCCAAUGAUCCAAGACGUGGGAAGCUGGCAACUGUAUUGAUUCAGCGUGGUACCCUUAGAAAAGGAUCUAUUCUCGUGUGUGGAAAAGCCUGGGCCAAAGUUAGGUCAAUGUUUAAUGAAGAUGGUAAACUUGUGACGGAAGGUAAGUUGUCCGAGGCUGUACAGGUAAUCGGAUGGCGCGAAAUGCCAGUUGCUGGGGAUGAGAUCCUCGAAGUUGAGAGCGAAAAGCGAGCCAAAAGUGUAAUAAAGUACAGGACGAGUCAGGAGUUUGAGAAGAAGGCCAAGGAGCACGCAAAAGCUGCAGAAGAAAAACACCAACAAUACCUUGUUGAAUAUAGAGAUAAAUUAUCAAAAAGAAGAGCAAUGGGAAUAAAAUAUGGAGGCGCAGAAAGGCGUCUGCAACAAAAACAAGAACCCCACAAUGAUGGAUCACCCAAGGUUAAUGUCAUCAUCAAAGGUGAUGUUGGUGGAUCUGUUGAAGCUAUAUUAGAUGUACUGGAUACUUACUCUACAGCAGACGAGUGCCAGCUAAACCUAAUUCAUUAUGGUGUCGGAAACGUGACAGAGACGGAUAUUGAUUUAGCGAAUGCAUUUAACGCCAUAAUAUAUAGCUUCAACGUUGAGACACCGCGUAAAGUUGGAAUUCAAGCCAAGGAGAAUGGUGUCCAGAUCCGGCCAUUUAACAUCAUCUACAAACUCAUCGACGAUUUAAAAGAGGAAAUAAGUAGCAAGCUUCCUGUGCUUCAACAAGAAAAAAUUCUUGGUGAAGCAAAUGUUUUGGAACAAUUUGAGAUAUCUGACGGAAGGAAAAAAAAAGCUUACGUAGCUGGAUGUCGAUGUGUAAAAGGAAUCCUAAAAAAAUCUGCAUUGUUCAAAUUAGUACGUGGAAACGAAGUGAUUCACUCAGGAUCCUUAAAAUCGUUAAGGCACGUCAAGUCUGAAGUUGAUACCAUUAAAAACGGGGUGGAAUGUGGUCUCAGACUGGACGAUCCUGAGGUUACAUUUCAGUCUGGUGAUACUCUGGUUUGCUACACUUUGGUUGACGUAGAGCAGAAAUGUGCAUGGAAUCCUGGAUUUUAAUUUACACAUUGUAAAGAUUUAUUACCGGUAAAUAAUUAUGAUUUAAAAAUUUGUUAUACAAAACGA